This is a messenger RNA of Jaculus jaculus (lesser Egyptian jerboa), 501 nucleotides long. RefSeq names its product protein tyrosine phosphatase type IVA 2-like. The transcript has a single exon. Gene Ontology annotation, cellular component: nucleus. The record is from RefSeq and is a predicted model, not a curated record. Gene Ontology annotation, biological process: positive regulation of cell migration; protein dephosphorylation. NCBI's taxonomy places the organism in Eukaryota, Metazoa, Chordata, Mammalia, Rodentia, Dipodidae. Bases 1 to 501 code for a protein of 166 amino acids. Gene Ontology annotation, molecular function: protein tyrosine phosphatase activity.
AUGAACGUUCCAGCCCCUGUGGAGAUCUCUUAUGAGAACAUGCGUUUUCUGAUAAUUCACAACCCUACCAAUGCUACUCUCAACAAGUUCACAGAGGAACUUAGGAAGUAUGGAGUGACAACUGUGGUUCGAGUGUGUGAUGCUACUUAUGAUAAAGCUCCAGUUGAAAAGGAAGAAAUCCAUGCUCUAGAUUGGCCAUUUGAUGAUGGAGCUCCACCCCCUAAUCACAUUGUAGAUGAUUGGCUGAACCUGUUAAAAUCCAAAUUUCGUGAAGAGUCAGGUUGCUGUGUUGCAGUGCAUUGUGUUGCUGGCUUGGGAAGGGCUCCUGUGCUGGUUGCGCUUGCUUUGAUUGAAUGCAGAAUGAAGUAUGAAGAUGCAGUUCAGUUUACAAGACGAAAAAGAAGGGGAGCAUUCAAUUCCAAACAGCUGCUUUACUUGGAGAAAUACCGACCUAAGAUGCGAUUACGCUUCAGCGAUACCAAUGGGCAUUGCUGUCAGUAG